This is a messenger RNA of Onychostoma macrolepis, 1512 nucleotides long. RefSeq lists its product as uncharacterized. Lineage: Eukaryota; Metazoa; Chordata; Actinopteri; Cypriniformes; Cyprinidae. The transcript is spliced from 10 exons. Bases 75 to 1100 code for a protein of 341 amino acids. The record is from RefSeq and is a predicted model, not a curated record.
CUAGUGCCCUGUAACGACAUAUUGGUCGCAAGCUACGAGAAACUCUAUUAUCUUGUGGAGUGCAGGAAAAGUCAAUGAAAUCUUGCUCAGCAGCCAUGAUUGGUGUGUUUCUCCUUGCGUAUAUCUCCGUGAAUUUACUCCUUAAGUGUCAAGGUCAAAAGAUUCAUCAAGCUAAGAUUUUCUGUGAAAAUACAGAAGUACCAGAAGGUGGUAGACUGGAGGUUACGUGCAGCACAUUUGGUUUUACAAGAAAGGCAGUUUAUUUAUAUUUGUGUAGAAAUGGUAAAGCUAUUGAUGCGAAAAACGGACCCACUCGACAAGACACCGCCUUUAAAAUAGAGAGAAUGGAAAUGAACCAUUCAGCCAACUACAGCUGUGUGUUUUCGGAAGAGCAGUUGCAAAUAAACAAAGUGAUGGGAUAUGGUCAUAAUUACAUCUUCAUAAAUGUGAUUGAAUCUUUGAUUUUUACACAGAUACAUUUGCUUAAGUCUGAGGUGCCAGUGGGAAGUAAUGCCGAAUUCAACUGCACAACAUCCAAUCCUUUACAAAACAAACAGUCCAGGAACAUGAUAUUGGUUUAUCUAAUCAAAAAUGGAAUGAUUAUUAAAGUUAAUAUUUGGGACACAGAGAAGAUGAUGACAACAUUCAUCCUCAGAGAGGUCCAGAUGGAAGAUGCUGGGACAUACAGCUGUGUUUUAUUGUUAAACAUACUCCCUUACCAUGGAAUGAGACUUCGUCAAAAUCUUAAAGUUGAUCUUCAGAUAAUUGCGACAUCUAACAGCGGUAUUGACAAAGUCAUAAUUGCCAUAAUGUGCUCUACCAUAGUGUUACUUCUCAGUCUGUUUCUGGGAAUCUGGGCACUGACCCGAAAACGAGGAUGCCUUAGAAUCCAAAAUGAAAGAUCCUCGAAAAACGAGACAGAGCUCAGAGGAACAGAAGUGUUAUAUGAAGAAAUUGAGAAACCUGACUCAUCUGGUACUGGUCACAUACCAUGUGCUGUCUGGGCUGCCUCAGAGUCGGAUAAUUCCUCUUUUAAUGAUGAAGAGUAUAAUGAAGUGGAAUGUGCAGUACAGCAUCUGCAUGCAUUAAAGCAUGAUUAAAUUAUACUGUUGCAGCUUUGUGGUGUUAUCUUUUGCUGUUUUACAACUGUUGCUUUUUGUGGUUUACUUUAGCUUGUUUUUUUAAGUUUCUGUUUUAACUGACUAUUAUUUGUUUACUGUCAUUAUUGUUGAUUUUUUUUAUGACACUGACCAACCAAGUGUUGAUCACUUAAUUCACUGUGCAUAUUAUUAUUAUUAUAAUUAUUAUUAUUAUUAUUAUUUUUAUGUAAACAUUACUGUAAAUGAACUUUCAAGACUGGAAAUUAAUUCUCAGUAUUUAUAACAAAAUACAAUAUACAUAUAUGUUAAUGUAACAUGAAAUUGUUGUAAAAACAAACUGUUGUUGGUUUUAUUUAAUUUAGCUAUCUGCAGUGUGUUAGUGUCACGGAUGUAUGGAAAAUAUCUCAUAAUA